This is a messenger RNA of Phlebotomus argentipes, 2056 nucleotides long. It is a transcript of the gene mav, whose product is annotated as transforming growth factor beta-2 proprotein. The record is from RefSeq and is a predicted model, not a curated record. Gene Ontology annotation, molecular function: cytokine activity; growth factor activity. Gene Ontology annotation, cellular component: extracellular region. NCBI's taxonomy places the organism in Eukaryota, Metazoa, Arthropoda, Insecta, Diptera, Psychodidae. Bases 597 to 1922 code for a protein of 441 amino acids. The transcript has 3 exons. Gene Ontology annotation, biological process: SMAD protein signal transduction; BMP signaling pathway.
CUCAACAGAGCUCAUCGUGGUUCGGCUCUGAAGGCAUGAUUUCGGCAGUGCCUCACCUCAGUUGCACCAGCAGCAGAAGCGCAUGUUUAUGUGAAUUGAAGACAGAUUUCUUGUGGGUGGAGAAAUCAUUUAGAAUGUGAAGUGCAGAAAAUUGCUGCCUGUUUGAAUCAUUGGUGUAGAAAAGGAUCUGUUUAGUGUGGCAAACAUCUCGAAUAUUUGGUGCCUGUUUGUUGAAUAAUUCCAAUGUGGAGGAUGCAAUACCAGAAGUUCUGGAAUUUUAUCAACACCAAAACCGUGCACAGUUUGACUUGUCCCAUGAAAGGGUUAUAAAUAAGUAUCAUCUAUUUUUACCGCGCUUUUUCUGGCGGUUGUGAAUCAAAUGUGAGAAAAAGUGAAGAUCCUAAAUAUUAUUUACGUUUCCGCACACGAAACAUUUACCAAUCUCUUCAAGACUGAUGAGGUGAAGAGAACAAGCUGUGUAUUUGUGGAAUUGAUGCCAUGUGAUUGACUUGAGACAGUGGGAAGAAUUUUAUCAGACUCGGCGUUUAUUUAAUUGAAUUUUGAUAAGGGAAAAGUGACUUGAGUGAACUUUUGCAAUGGCAUUUGCAGAGUUUCAGUGCUGUAAUGCAGGACACGCAAAAAUCUUCAGCAGCAUCUGGAGACCCUUUCGCAGGCGCCGGAGAUCGCUGGAGUCCCUGCUGCACCGCCACAUGAGUGGCUCGCUAAUCUUAAGCCUAAUUUAUGUUAGCCUAAUAGUUCUCAGUGACUUUGUGAUGAUGGCCAAGUGUGAACAGUGGGGCGAUGAGCCAAGCAAGAGGCUAGUGGACAGUGAAGACGCUGAGACCGCGCGGGAGCCCCUGAGCUCCAGUGAUUUGGAGAGACUGCACCAACUCGUAAAGAUAGGAUUAAACCUCACCCACUUGCCCAAUGUAGCACAGAUUAACAUUAGCCAGAGAGAGUAUGCAGAGAAAUAUCAGCUGUAUUUGGACAGGGUUCAGCAGAGAAAGCGACAAGAGACAAAUCUUGUCCACGAAGAUGACGAAGAACUCAUUUUCAACUCAUUUGCACCCACUUCUCAGCCUGAUUUUCGACGUCGGCGUCCACGAAGUGUGAGCCAUGACUUAGUAUUCGUGCGCUUCCCACUCCCAGAAGCUGAACAGCCUCCGCCAGGAGUCGAGGAAGCCACUCUGAGAUUACUUCUGCAGAAUCGCCACCAUCACAGCAAUGCCAGUCGCGACGAUAGCAUCAGUUUGAAGGUUUACCAACUGAUUGAACCGUAUGGAAGGAUCUUCCUGGACGGCCAGGUAGUGUCACUAGAGCACCUGAGUGGCAGCCGAUGGGUGGAGUUGGACGUGAGUCGCGCCGUGGAGAGCUGGAUGGAGGCAAGACACCAGAAUCUCGGCCUGGAAGUGCAUUGUGACGGUUGCCACCGAAAUGGUCUGCACGUGGUCCACGACGCCUCUCAAUUUGGAGAUAGCGAUGACGACGCCAAUCCUGCACUCAACAUCGUCACACGUGUUGUACAGCGCGAGAAACGCUCCCGGCAGUACAAGCACUACAUUCAGCAUCCCAUCCGCCGGCCACGCCAGACGGACUGCCAGAAGAACAACCAGAAGUGCUGUCGACACCGCAUGGAAGUGGCCUUCAAAGACGUCAAGGGCUAUGAGUUCAUCAUCCAGCCCAAGUCCUUCGAUGCGGGCUUCUGUCGCGGGAAAUGCCCGCCCAAGUACAAUCCGGCACAUCACCAUGCGCUGCUGCAGAGUCUCAUCUGGAAGCAGGACAAAAGCAAGGCGCCACGGCCAUGUUGCGCCCCUCUGAAGCUCGUUGAUCUCGAGGUGCUACACGUGGACGAGCGCGAUCCCACGAAGCUCAAAGUGGCCACCUGGACGGACAUGCGCGUCCUGGAGUGCGCCUGUUCGUGAGCGCUCAUGUGAUCCGUCGCAUUUUGCCGUGUAAAAUGCGCCGCAAUCCGCCAUCCUUCAUGAUUGAGACUCGCAUUGAAUCACACCAUUUUCACCAACUUUUCUUUUUAUAUGCCAAAGACCAAUAAAUGUGA